Molecule: messenger RNA, 6035 nt
Organism: Anopheles funestus (African malaria mosquito)
Lineage: Eukaryota; Metazoa; Arthropoda; Insecta; Diptera; Culicidae
Product: polypeptide N-acetylgalactosaminyltransferase 14-like
Exons: 4
Coding region: 4192-5988 (598 amino acids)
Cellular component (GO): Golgi apparatus
Source: RefSeq, a predicted model, not a curated record
GACGAUUGUGGGGGGAAAUACCGCUAGCCAAACACACUCGCAAACCUGUGCAUAUGGUUUUUAAGGAAAAACUACCCAUUAAUAAUGCUGGGGCCUUGGCUGCCCACAUCAUUCCUUGGAAAACGUUCGUUCUCGGUUUAAAGGGGCCCCUGGCUGCUCUGUAGGAUUAAGCGAGAGGGUCUACAAAUUCCCAACCUCGUCACCGCCUUUGUGCGCCUAACCACUGCCGAACCUGGAUGGCAGAGUAAAAAAAUUACAUUGUCGUAAUCCUGGGGCCCUGGCUAUUCAUAUAAUUCUUUGAAAAACGUUCGUUCAGGGUUUUAAAGGGGCCUCUAGUGUUCCAGUUCGAGCAGGCAGUCGAUGAGGGGGUUGGGGGGGUGUACUUUUGCUCGGGCUUCGUUACGUAUGAAAUGUUCUGUCAUCUUUCGGGGCCCCUCCAAGCGACGGGCCCCUAGGCGGUCGCCUACUCCGCCCACCGUUAGAUCCGCUACUGACUAUUAUGUGUCAGGAUCAACAGCAGAGACAUUCGUUUCAUUGAACUUUUACACGAAAGUACUGGAACCAAAUCUUCUCCGUUUCGUUUUAAGUCUAGUAAGCCAUAAAUGUCAAAUCGAUCGUUAAGCCGUGAAGAAGACGGAAAAGCAAGGGAAACAAUGUUUAAUUCUUUUAAUUUUGAGAUAUUAGUCAAAUUCAAUCAUGUCUCACACAUCGAGGGAAUUUAUUGCAAGGGAAUGAAUGACACAACGAAUAAGUGUCAUGUUGUAUUAUCUUAAACAUGGAUAAAGUCUAUCAUUAGAUCAUGGUACAAUGUACCUAUGAAUCUCAGUUGAUCGAUUGUAUACAUGACUGAAGUGUACGUCGAUUUUCCAUCAUGCUUUGUGCAUGUAAACACGCCAAACGAGACAUCACUCUCCACGGUUUUAUAAACAUUUAUCUGCUAAAACGGAAGCAAAUAGCGGGGAACCUCCGAGUAAACAUGCCGGAUGCUGAACAUAACCAACCACGUGACCAAGUGCAUAAACAAUCGCCGGAUCGGCCCCGAAUGCAAUGCGUAGUUUGCGCUUCACAAAAUGAUCGACGCUUCGCACACCACAAGUCGGAUAAAUUGUGUGUUUUUUUGCUUCUCUCGCUCAUUUUAACUGCUGGUCCCGAACAGGUUGGCCUGUUAGGUGAAGGUUUGUUUUUUUUUUGCUGUUGUUCCUUCUGACGGUCACGGUAAAAUCUGCACCCGGAAGCAAUUAUUGAACAAUUACUGCGCUCGGCAAAAUGGCAAAAUGGCAACAAAUGAAAAAAAAACUCUCAACACUUCAGUCGAGUUUAUGUGAGGGAUCUGGGGGGUAAAGCCCCCAAAAUCUAGCCGAAGCUUUGGUUUUUUUUUAUUGAAAGAAAAUAUUAUUCUAAACCAAACAAAAAAAAACACACAGCACACAUACGGCCUGAACGGUUAAGGUUGUGAACCUUUUCAAAACAAAUUGCCCAAUGUCGAUAUUACGCAAAAGUGCCUUCAUGCUAUAGCAGCAGGUUUGCUUUGGUCGAUAGUCAACAACAAAACCAAUACGUUAAUCGACAAAUAAGCGCAUUUAUGCUAUCGGCAAGGAAAUACAGACAGGGGACAUCGGUGGUAUGCAAAUUCAUUUUACACCUUGCUGGAAUAACAACGAACGAUUUUUGGCAUUUAAUGGGCAGACGAUACUUGUGACCAUGAUCAGAUGCCGAUCGACAGUGGAAUGCAGCUUUCAAUGAAAUACAUUGUGAAUGAAUUAAAAACAGGAAAGUAAACAAUGUUUUCUUUUAGCAACUAACUGCAAAGAACACACAAUCUUCAAAGGUUUGUGUAGGGGCCAAUAUGAAGUUCGAAAAACGACACGCAUUCAUGAAAGAUCGUUGAAAGGAAAAUUCGAUCGUACGCGGUAGUAGUACACAUUCAAAUGUUUACACGACCGUUCCGUUUACACUCUCGCUUUCAGCGCGAGAAGGGGAAACUGUUGUCGGCGGAGCGGUGUUGAACGUGAUUACAGUUAUCGGAUGGCGCAGUGCACGUUGCAUAAGAAGAUGCCCACUUAUCAACAGCGGAACGAUGAGAUUUUGCCUACGAUCGUAAAGUAAGGAAGGGAUCGACCUGAUGGGGCUGGCUUAGGAACAGAUUGAUGCCUGCUCAAUGGGCUAAUUCAGUCGAUCAAUGUUGGUCGAUUGUUCCGCAUUUGUUUACACGAUUAAACACUAUCGCACGAUGGGAAUAUGGUGGAACUAACCUAUCUCAAGUAUGUUAGAUUAAUAUUCUCUCCACAGCUUGUCGUGUUUGGGAUACUAUCCUAUGAACAAAUUGGGAUCACAUUUAAUACACUUAAAACAAUUUAUAACUCACUGUGAAUACGAUACCGAUGGAUGUCCAUCAAACCGUAGAAGACUAAUCGCAAAUGUAUCGAAACAGAGGCAGCUUAUCUUGCGUCCAUAAAACCAGGUUUCCUAUCAUGUGGUACUGCUUCCUCGGCAAAACGUGCCGGUCCAUUAGCAUGCAAGCAAAUCGCAUCAUUCGGUGAUAGCAUUCCAACUUCUGCGAAGCACUGAUCGGUUGAACUGAGAAAGAAAUAAAGCAAAUCAAAACAAGGAUGAUCGGACCACCGAUUCUUGGACUCCACGCAAUCCGUCGCAUGAAAAAGAGAAUUUAGCUUACACGUGAGAGCGAACGAGAAAGAGAGAGAGAGAGAGAGAGAGAGUUGGUUCGGUACAUUCGACGUUCGAACGCGCCACGGGACACACAACCACCGGAAAACAGUUACGAUCUAGCCGGCUUCAGCGACGGACCUUAAAGGCGCACGGUGGUGUCGUCGUCGUCUUCGUCGUGAUUAGGAUAGGGCACACGAAGAGACGUAAAGCAAACUGUGAACAAAACCCGGAACCUGGCAAGGUAAAAAACCGCUUGCGUACGUUCUGGCUGAAACGCAAUCGAUUCUGGCGCCGGCUAUUCCCGGUCUGUCUGAGUGACCGUGCGACAAAAGGUCGGCAAACACGCAACACGUACGAUAGGGGAAGGCUCCAUUUUUGUCAGCCCAACCGUCAGGCUUCGCGCAAAACUGAUUUCGUUUUUGGCCUUGGCGCAUCGAUUGAUUACGCGCGGGUUCAGACUCUCGGGGCAGUGUGUUGCUGUUUGCAGGGAAGUGCGCGGGAUUAGAGGGUGCGCGCGUUACGUGAUUAGAUUUGUUAGUUGUCCGGUGUGCAUUUGGUGUGGUUUGAAACAACGAAACAACGAAAAAAAGGAAAACGUUGCAAGGAAACGGGAAGAACGUGAGAUUCGGGUGCACAAAUACCACGUACAGCGUCGUCCAUAUCCGGUGCACACAUUACGCGAUACGUGCUCGAUACUUUAGCCUAAUAUUUGGCUGCUGUGAACAGGUGAAUUUUCAGUGUUCGUCACUACCUUCACGUGGCCGGAUCGAUCGAGUGUGGUACGACGAAACCGCCCGCUAUGCAUCCCCAACCAAUGUAAACAGAGACUGCGUCGUAUGACGAGUGCGUUUCUUAUCGCACACGGCGUGUCAUGCGUCUUGGUCGAAGAACGUGGGCAUCAGGUUCGGGGCUGAAGAUUUCGCGUACGCGAUUGUGAUAAAAGCACAACACAACGGUGCCUGCUCCAUUAGUCAAUAUCAUUAUCCAAAGAGUGGCAGGAUACACAGAACCAAAUCAAAGAGCAAACCAUCGCCGGUGGCCAUUCCAUUCAAGUAGGUUCUUUUACGACCGGGAGUCCCAGCUCGCAGGAAAGCAAGGGCAGUGCAUGUGCUGGCUGCAAAAUUGUGUAUGUUUAGUGCGAAUGAAUUAUGCAGGCCCGUGAUGAAACGUCUCCACAGGCUGUGCGUUGCUGUGGUAACAACAUGCGUGGAUGGUAGGGAUUCUACGAGACAGCAUCAAGAUCAUGCGCCACAGCGAACCGAUGCUUGGUGAGAUAGAUCGCCGAUCGUACAUGGAAUGUACAUGGUGCAAAUUAGUCUAAAUUGAAGUGCCUACAGCGAAGUCAAGCGGCUGCUUUUUGUUGGGCUUAUAUCGCCGUACGACGUCUAGGAAAGAUCUUUCCCUGCUACAAAGUGGCCAGUGGCACUUACUUCCACGGUGCAAAAGUGUUAAUUCGUCUUCGACUCAUCUCCCGACCCCGUCUCGACGCUGCUGCCGUGCCAGCGCGAUGCGAACGGGACCGGCAUGAUGAAGAUCCAGCGCAAAAAACCGAUCGCCUUUCUGCUGAUCGUAGCGUUCGGCGUCCUGUUCUUCUGCUGCAACAACCUGUAUCUGUUCCACAUGCCGAAGGUGCGGCGCAAGGUAGACCAGGACACAGCGGAGCAGAAUCUCACCGUUGGGCUGGAGGUGGUACGCAGGCUCUGGCAUGCAUGGGCCGUGGAGGAACCGCCUUUCCAGUCUGGGGGCGGUGGUCCAGUUCUCGUGACUACGCCGGUGCCGUUCGAACAGCAUCACUUUAACCGUACUGUUAGCGAUCGGCUCGGUGUCGAUCGACCCAUUCCAGAUACGCGCCAUCCAAACUGCCAACAGCGUACCUACCUCACAACGCCUGGGCGUACUACAUCUGUGAUAAUAACGUUCCAUAAUGAAGCCACCUCCACGCUGCUGCGAACGAUCGCCAGCAUCCUGCAACGUACUCCGCUCGAUAUGUUGCACGAAAUAAUCCUAAUAGAUGACUGCAGUAACCAUCAUGAGAGCAAUAGUCUGGACCAUCCUGCGGAAGUUGGCAAAAAACUUCAAUAUGUUAGCUAUGAAUCAUUCAACCAAAUUCCACUCGUCAGAUACUACCGAAAUUCCGUUCGACAAGGACUGAUACGUUCCAGAAACAUUGGUGCUACGUACGCGAGUGGUAGUUAUAUUAUGUUUCUAGACAGCCAUUGUGAGGUAAACCGGGGCUGGCUGGAACCACUGCACGAUCGGCUCGCGAUCGAUGCGACUGCCAUCCUUAGCCCGGUGAUAGACAUUAUCGAUCCACAUACCUUCGAGUAUCGGGCAAACAGUGCCCGAUUGCGGGGCGGUUUCGAUUGGAGUCUUCACUUUCGCUGGUUGCCAAUCGCCGAGGAAGAGUUGGAGCACCGACGCCAUGAUGAAUCGUUACCCUUCUAUAGUCCUGCCAUCUCCGGAGGCAUAUUUAUUGUAGCGAAGAAUUUGUUCGAGCUGCUUGGUGGAUUCGAUCCGGGCAUGGACAUUUGGGGCGGCGAAUCGCUCGAGAUGUCACUAAAGGCGUGGAUGUGCGGAGCACACGUGGAGGUUGUGCCCUGUUCACGUGUCGGACACGUGUUCCGGCGUAAGCAUCCGUUCAGCUUUCUUCCCGAUGGCAGCCAUAUUACGUAUUUACGCAACACGAAACGUCUAGCACUCGUUUGGAUGGAUGAGUUUAAGAACUUCUUCUACGAAGCCCGCCCAGAAGCGGUGACCAUCGAAGCGGGAUCGAUUAUCCAACAGCAGGAUCUGCGACGUACACUAAACUGUCGCAAAUUCAGCUGGUAUCUGCAGAACGUUUUUCUCGACCUGAAGCUUCCAAACGAAAACAAUGUCGCUUUCGGGCAGCUACGACACGGUGAACGCUGUCUCGCCGUUAAACCAAAGAAAGGUCCAGCACUGGGCAGAACGCGUAAGCGAUCGAACGAGAAUGAUGUGACAUUGGUAGAGUGUGGGGCACGUGAUAUCGAUGGCAGUGAAGGGCAGCUCCAGUGGGCACUACACAAAACCAACGGCCAGUUAAGUACGGAGCGUGCGAUUUGUCUUACGGUGCGUAAUGGUUUCGUACAGGCUGAACGUUGUCGCCAGAAGAGUAACAUUUCACGAACAGCCGAUAAGGAAGGUCAACGGUGGCAACGACAGGGCGGUACACUGAUACACCAAGCAAGCGGAAUGUGCCUGGAAAGUCUCGUCAGGGAUGAUGUCGGUGCGUCCGAAUGCCGCCGUGGUGCACCAUCGCAGCUGUGGAGUUUCUCUGUAGAAGUGCAACAGCUCACGUAGCUAAGCUCAUGUACCAAAAAUAUACACACCAUGUAAAGUUAAGUUAA